AUUCACUCAACACAUACAGAGAGCGCGGAGCAGGAGUGCAGGAUUCAGUCGGUAGCCUACAUAAGUUGUCUCCGUCUGCGUACGCCUCGCAGUCUCACGAGGGGGACAAACUGGUUAUUUUUAGUCGGAUAGAGUGAAUUGGAUUAGAGAGGUUUGUCGAUACUGGUCCGUUAAUCGAUACUUUUUUUAAAAUGUUAAUUGACAAGUCAAACUGGUUUUCUGUGAAAGUGCAGUAUUAGCAGACUCCCACCUGCCCAGUGUGUUUAAAAAGAUCACGGCACACUGCGGUUCAACUGAGGCGCACGAGGACAUCGUUUGCAUGAAACUGUGGCAAGAUAAAAGCAGUGGAUGCAGCUACGCUCCAUUUGUAGAAAAAAGGUGGAAGAGUCGGAGAGGCUCUGAAGAGGACCAGCUGACCGCCGACAGAUACACCUCAGCUAAAAUUUCCUCCAAACCCAGCCUGAAACGUACCAUGUCCCUCAGCACUUUCCACCUCAUGCAGACUCUUAAGAACUCUCCUGCUGCGCUACGUCGCCGCUUCCGGCGUGACCGCACAGAGUCUUUAUCCCACGGUGACCCUCUCUUCAAGGUGCACUACCUGGGCACGGAGAAGAUCUUCUCUCUGGAUCGAGAGCAGGCUCAGGACGCUAUUAGCCGCUUGCUAGAAGGUAUUGCUAACGGGAAGAAGCUGAGCAAAGAUCACGCCCUGGUGGUGCGCCCGAGAUACGUCGAGGUCAAGGAACUGAGUACAGGUCGGCAGCUCACUAAGACAUACCUGCAGGACAUUGCGUACUGUGCCGCAGAUGCCAACCGGCCCAACGUCUUCCUGUACAUCUGCAAACAUCAGGGGCAGCAGCUGCAGUGUCGCGUGUUCUGGUGCAGCAGGGCAGAGCGGGCACGAGACAUGACUGCUUGUCUGGCACAUUCUUUCCAGCGGGCGCUCAGCGACUGGCAGCAGAACGGCUCGGCGACGCUGCAGCCGGGAGAGGUGAGGGGGAAACGAGGAGAGGAGUCGUCCAACUCUCCUGCCAACAUGAAGAGCUCCACGCUGCCCGCCAGUCUGGGAAAAGUUCGCUGGAAGAAGAGCACCUCUGUGUCUCGCAGCCCCCUCAGGGGCAUCAGCAGAAGGGGAUCUGCCUCGGACAAAUGGAACUGAAACCCGGCUUUAACCCUUCACACACGGGGGCCACAUUCACCUGAUGACAACAACAUCAAGGAUGACCGCACUGACGGGAGAGCAGGGGAUUGAUUACAAGUCAGAAGGAAAAGGAUAAAGGGGAGGGAAGUGGGGAAAGUCCAAACUUGGACAUGUGAAGAUUCUGCUUGUGAGAGAGAAUGUUGCCAUAAUCAGUGAGCGUAUGGUUUUUGUCUUUUUUUGACGCAGCAAAAGGUGUCUGACUUUUGCAAGAGCAGUGUCCAGUGUAGCACAAAAUGCCGUCGACAGCUGCCUUUUGUUCACCUGUCAGCAGCUGUGUGACUUGUGACUGGCUGCAGGUCAUCUGAGGACCCAGACUGGUUCAUUUCCAUGGCUGUCAUUCGGUUGGCUUGUUUGUUUUUUAAGUAGUCUACUUACGUCACAGAGAGUUGGGUCUAUUGGAAAGACACAAUCAACAAUGAUACCAGCUGUUGGCCAAAUGAUCCACAGAGGACAACCAAGAACUGGAAAAAGUCGACGAGAGAUUUUAUAUUGAAUUUUGUUUUAUUUUUUUAAUUUAACUGACAUGUUUGGCAGAUCAUCAUAAUUUAAUUUAUUUUAUUGUCAAACUAGCAAGCAUGUUUCUAUUCUUUAUUGUUGAAUUGGGUGGACAAAACCACACUUUUAAUCUACGUUGUGAGAGUUUUGGCCAAGAUUACAUGGAUGUCAAGAUACAGAGGAAAAAGGCAGGUGUGUCAUACAAACGUAUAUUAAAACUAAUUUAUAGUCUCUAGUGCUCAUAAAUGCAGUUAUUAGUAGUUUCUGAGCACUUUCUAAAUUUCCAACUGUAAAAUUUGACAUGCAAAUACAAGUCUUAUCAUUUCUUACAUUUAAAGACGUCAGCACCUGCAUUAUAAAUAGGGAGAAAAUAAACCCCUAGUAGAACCUUCAGGGUAAAAAAAAAAUAAUCCUCCCCCCUUCAUGCAAACAGCAUCCUGCAAAAAAACCAAAACACAUCCUAACUGUCCACUGCGAUGAAUUAUUUGCAUUUAUGUGGAAAAACACUCUCGGCCAUGACUUGCAGGGCGUGUUUGUGUCCGAACACUGGGAACGCUGUGUUCCCGUGUGGAGCCUCUUUGUGGAAUGUGCGGCCGUGCACCUGCAUUCCAAUCGGGGGAAACUUGAGAUGGAGGAUCUUCUUAAAAGCCCCUAAGUCUUCUCUGUGUCCAACCAGGACUUUGCAUAUUGAACAGCGUCGUCGGUGUAUGCGACAAUGCGCUUUUAACGCUGACCCCGCCACUUACCGAAGCCAGAAAAAGGUGCCCUAACUACAUAACAGCCACAGUGACGGUUAUAGGCGUUGAUAUGUGCAGUAUUGCGUAACAUGCUCUCAUGAUAGUGAUUUCUGUCUUAAGGUUUACAAAUGAGACUUGACUGUGAGUGGUACACCCUGAGGCAACCACCCACUUGUCAUGUUGUGUUGUCUGACCAAAACUAAGCUAGAAAUGUUGCCCUUUUUUGUUUUUUACCCAGGAAUGGUGUUUUUUACUGAUGUGCCACUGGGUUUUUAUCAGUUAAUUGUAACAUUUUGUACUCUCGAUGUAUCAGUUACAAACGGCACAGCCCUGAUCUCAGAAAAGGGGCUAAAGUGCCUGCUUUAUGGGCUAUUUUAUCGAUGUACAGUUUUAUGUUGUACGUAUUUAAUGAAAUACCGUAUGUAUUUUAUGAAAUAUUAAAACUUUUUAUACAACA
Messenger RNA from Micropterus dolomieu (smallmouth bass), 2887 nucleotides. Its product is annotated as low density lipoprotein receptor adapter protein 1. NCBI's taxonomy places the organism in Eukaryota, Metazoa, Chordata, Actinopteri, Centrarchiformes, Centrarchidae. The record is from RefSeq and is a predicted model, not a curated record. The coding region runs from base 320 to 1156 and encodes 278 amino acids. The transcript is spliced from 3 exons.